This is a messenger RNA of Dovyalis caffra, 1542 nucleotides long. The record is from the annotation of a GenBank genome assembly. Lineage: Eukaryota; Viridiplantae; Streptophyta; Magnoliopsida; Malpighiales; Salicaceae.
AUGCUUGCAACAGCAAACCCUUUAUUUUCUUCUUCAAGUUCUUCCUUUCUGUUGCAAGCAACAAACCCACCAUCAACAAAGCUUCUAUCUUUAGCUACUCCAUUUACAAUUCUCCCUCCCCAUGAAAAGUUCACUCUCGCAAACUUUGCUAAAGCAUCAAGGUUCUUGGCCCCAGUGGCUUUUCCAGUUAUUAAACACCUUCUAGUCCAGUGCAGCUGCCUUGACUUGCCUGCCAUUUUGCAGAAUGAAAUUGGAUUGAUUUAUUCUUUCUUUGGAGAACUGGGUUUUAAUGACAAAGAAACUGGGUUACUGUUAGAGCAGAACCCAGCUCUAAAGUUUGCAUCUUUUGAUUCCAUCCGAGCCCGUGUUUCACUCUUGGAGUCUGCUGGAAUAAAAGGCAUCGAACUACAUCGCUUGAUUUCUAAGGGUCCGGAUGUGUUAAGAGCUAAGGAGAUCGAUCCGUUUAUACAUUUUGUGCUUAAUGAUUUAGAAGGAAAGGUCGAGCCAGCACAGCUUAGGCGUCUUUUGGUUGCCACUGUGCCAAGAUUCUUGACUGGUUUUGAUGAAAAGGUUAAGUUGCUGAUUGAUCACGGAAUUCCUCGAGAAAAGAUUGUCCAUGUUCUCAACAAUGUGAAUCUGACCAAGGCUUUGUGCCUUAAGUCUGUUGAAGAAAUCGAUAAGAUAGUUACUUUCAUGAGCCGGUUUGGUGGGCUUGACAUAAUUGUUAGGCGGCCGUUGAUUCUGAAUUUUGAUUUGGACACUCAGUUGAUUCCUAGAGUAGAGUUGCUCAAGGAGAUUAGUGGUGGAGACGAGGAUGCUACGGGGAUCGUGUUACGUAAACUCCCUGCAAUUUUAAGUUACAGUGUGAAGCAUACGGGGGGCCAUGUUGAGCUGUUUAGAUCUUUUGCUGGCCUAACCGAUCCACAAAUAUUCAGGAUUUUUUCUGUGUUUCCAAAUGUGGUUAGCGCCAGCAAGGAGAGGAAGUUGCGUCCGAGAAUAGAGUUUCUGAAGCAAUGCGGGUUGAGUUCUGAUGAGAUAUUCAAGUUCUUGACUAAAGCCCCUGUUUUUCUUGGCCUGUCCUUUGAAGAUAACCUCGUGCAUAAACUUGUUGUUUUGGUGAAGAUCGGGUAUGGAAAUGGAACCAAGGAAUUGGCUGCGGCAAUGGGAGCUGCAUCAAGGACAAGCUGUGAGAAUUUGCAGAAUGUGAUUGGACUAUUCUUGAGUUAUGGUCUUUCUUAUGAAGAUAUUCUUGCCAUGAGCAAGAAGCACCCUCAGAUUCUACAAUACAGAUGCGCUGCGUUGGAGGAGAAGUUGGAAUUCUUGAUUGAGGACAUGGGUCGUGAAGUUAGAGAGCUUUUGUCUUUUCCUGCAUUUCUUGGUUACAACCUUGAUGAGAGGAUUAAGCAUAGAUAUGAAGUGAAGAAGCUGACCAUAGGGGAAGGGAUGUCCAUCAAUAAGCUCUUGACUGUCUCUGAUGACAGAUUUUUAAAGCAGAAGAGAAAGAAAAAACUAGUCCAGAAGGACAACCUGAACGGAGGAUGA